Solenopsis invicta (red fire ant) is the source of this 918-nucleotide messenger RNA. It is a transcript of the gene SsRbeta, whose product is annotated as translocon-associated protein subunit beta. The coding region runs from base 208 to 783 and encodes 191 amino acids. Gene Ontology annotation, cellular component: membrane; endoplasmic reticulum. The record is from RefSeq and is a predicted model, not a curated record. NCBI's taxonomy places the organism in Eukaryota, Metazoa, Arthropoda, Insecta, Hymenoptera, Formicidae. The transcript is spliced from 4 exons.
ACCCCGUAUCGGAAACGUGGCAGCGGACGGGAGCGCCGUUGGCACUUCUCGCAAGUAACGAGUAUACCCUGUGUACCCCGGCGUACUGCCGCCGUAUGGAGCGAUCGGUGCUGAGCGAGUGACACACGGGAGAACUCUUCGCGCGUUCCGAGACAGCCGUGCGACAAUAAUUAAUCCGGUCGUCGAACGUCUGUACGAAGAAAAAUAAUGAAGUGGUGCAUCUUAUUCGCAGCAUUUGCUGCGUUAUGCGUAGCUGUGUACGCAGAGGAAGAAGAAGAAGCUGCUAGAUUAUUAGUCUCUAAACAGAUACUUAAUAAAUACCUGGUAGAAAAUAUGGACAUAGUUAUUAAGUAUACUAUUUACAAUACUGGCAAUGUGGCGGCAUUAGAAGUUGAGAUCACAGAUAAUUCAUUCCACCCGGAUCACUUCACUCAUGUGAGUGGCGAGUUGAAUGCUAGAAUCGACCGCGUGCCACCCUACACCAACGUAAGCCAUACUGUGGUCGUGAGGCCGCGCAAAUUUGGAUAUUUCAACUUUACUUCAGCCGAAGUUCUCUAUCGCCGCAAGGAGGAUGCUCCCCGAUUACAAGUAGCUGUUAGCAGUGAGCCUGGUGAAGGGCUUAUUGUGGCAUACAGGGACUAUGAUAAACAGUUUUCGUCUCAUGUGGUCGAUUGGGCCGCGUUCGCGGUGAUGACUUUACCUUCCCUGCUCAUUCCAUUCGCCUUAUGGUACUCCAGUAAAUGUAAAUACGAGAAAUUGUUGAAGAACACGAAAAAGCACUGAUUGUAUAUUGUAUGUUAGAGUCGUUUUCAGGAAUUUCUAGGUCACUUUAUAAAUUUUCCUAUAUCAUUGUAAGAAACACGACUGUUCUACUAUGUAUAUCUACUUUUGUAAUAAACGUGAUGCUAUUUAUGAAAA